GGUUUAACCUACCUUAACUUUUUGGAAAAACCAACAAUGGAGAACUCUGAGGGUAGAUUUGUCGAUCUUUACGUCCCCCGCAAAUGCUCGGCCACCAACCGCCUCAUCACUGCCAAGGACCACUCUUCCAUCCAGCUCAACGUUGCCAACGUUGAUGCCGAAGGUCGCUCCACCAAGUCCUUUGCCACCUACGCUCUCUGCGGCUUUGUCCGUAAGAACGCCGAGGCUGAUGACUCCCUUAACCGUCUCGCCACCCAGGAUGGUUACUUGAAGAGCGUCUGGUCUUACCAGCUCUAAGGAAAAUAGUUUAAGAAGUUCUGCCCCAUUGUCAUGUUCACCCUUCAUGAUAAGAGAUCUUUAAUAUAUUAUGAUUUUUAUAUAUUCUAUUUUCUAUUUUUUUUUUUUUUAUAUUCUUACAAAAAAUAAAGAACAAGAGCGCACUCCGUCGAUGUAAAGAUCGAAUAAAAAUGG
Molecule: messenger RNA, 471 nt
Organism: Phycomyces blakesleeanus NRRL 1555(-)
Lineage: Eukaryota; Fungi; Mucoromycota; Mucoromycetes; Mucorales; Phycomycetaceae
Exons: 3
Coding region: 37-297 (86 amino acids)
Biological process (GO): endonucleolytic cleavage in ITS1 to separate SSU-rRNA from 5.8S rRNA and LSU-rRNA from tricistronic rRNA transcript (SSU-rRNA, 5.8S rRNA, LSU-rRNA); translation; endonucleolytic cleavage to generate mature 3'-end of SSU-rRNA from (SSU-rRNA, 5.8S rRNA, LSU-rRNA)
Cellular component (GO): ribosome; cytosolic small ribosomal subunit
Molecular function (GO): structural constituent of ribosome
Source: RefSeq, a predicted model, not a curated record